Molecule: messenger RNA, 985 nt
Organism: Meloidogyne enterolobii
Lineage: Eukaryota; Metazoa; Nematoda; Chromadorea; Rhabditida; Meloidogynidae
Source: the annotation of a GenBank genome assembly
AUGAUUAUAAAUAUCUUAAAUAUAGAUAUAGAAAGUCUUAAUCAUCAUCAAUAUGCUUCAUUUGAGAAUUGCGUUUAUUACUUCCUCGCAAAUCGCGCUCAGCAACAGGUUACCUCGUCAGGACUUCAUUUUGGCACUGCCUCUUUACAACCUAUUGCCUCCAUGCCACCAAACUAUAGUCAGAAUGAAUUUCUUCGCAGCCUUGACAUUGUUGGUUAUCUAGAGUUGAGAUGGAGAGAUGAACGCCUUGUUUGGGACCAGUCUCAAUUUAAAGUUCCACAAAUCCGUAUAGGAUCUGCGAGUCAUAUUUGGGUGCCUUAUUUAACAGGACAGGGUUACGAAACAGCUUUACACAAUGAUAAUGAGCAAAUGGAAGUUCGUAAGAUAGAAGUUAAAAAUACUGGAAAUGUUUCAGCAAUAAUGGGCUUCAAGUUUUCAACAUUCUGCGACGAUACUGACUUUAAACAUUUUCCGAAUGAUAUUUAUAAGUGUUGUUUCUAUUUGGAGCCACUUAUUAGCAGACCGUUGAUAAAGCUUAUUACUGAUGGCCAGCCAGUUUUUACCGAUCCAAAAUACUUUCGUGACUAUGGCUGGUCGUUAACAGGAACAAUUCCCUCAGUAUAUCAAGAUCCUGCAAACAUAACUCAAGUUUUACUUUAAUAAAUACUGUUAUUGAAAAUUGUCUUUAGAUGGGAUUUUGUUUGAAUUUGCAACGAUCUUCCUCUACGUUGAAAAUUGAGCUUGAAAUUCCAGUAAAUAAUUUAAAUUUAAAAAAUUAUUUAAUUAUGUUGAUUUUGAAUUAUCUAAUUUAGACUUUGGCAUGUGGAUUUUUGCUUUUUUCUGCGCCUGUUUUUGGUUUAAUUACGAGUAUAAAGUCCCAAAUUUAUGCUAAAUUAUUCUUACUUCUACUUCAAUUCAUCAACCUUUUACUCUUCAGCCAAAGGAUUGCUCCACAAAUGGGUAUGCUAAAAUCAAAUUUUUUGUU